AUGUUAUCUAGUAAAGUGUGUGGAGAGUUUGAAAGUAUAUGGAAGCUUUUUCCCGAUGAUUUAAAUGCAUCUGGAAAAUAUUAUAUUAGUGGUGGAACGAUCAAAAACUACUGUCCUAAAAGAAAUUGUGAUAGUAAUAUCAAUAAGAUUCAUGCUGGAUGUUUAUGGUUAUUUAAUCAAUUUUAUGGAAAUUCAUAUAAUUUUUCGAGUAAUGCAAAUGGAAAUAUGAAUAUUGUUGUAUAUAUUAUGAUUUGGUUAACACAUAAAUUAAAUAAAAUGUUAAAUACACAAUUUUCUAAUCUAAAUGAAUUUUAUAGUAAGCAUAUCCAAAAUACCGAUGAGUAUAAAAAUCAUAUAGAUGAUGUUACGGAAUAUAAAAAUUAUAUUGAUCUUAUAAAUCAAAAAAAAAAAAUUAUAGAUAUUGAUAUUAAAGAUAUGUCUAAAUUUUAUGAUGCAUUUAAAAUCUUAUGCAAUAUGUACAUUAAUGUUGGUAAACAAGGGGUUAGCAAAACAUUUUUGGAAUAUGCUAAUGAGUUUGUUGAUGAAUAUCAAAAACUCCUUAAUAAUAAUAAUACUGACCGUGAAGACAGUUCAUAUAAUCAAAUAUUGUCUACAUUAUCAAAUGAUUAUUCUGUUUUGGGAAGAAGCAAAAUUGAUGGUAAACCAAUAGAACUUCCUUCACUACCAACAGAAAAAACAGCUGAAAAGGUUGAAAUAUCAGAUUUUAAAGGAACAAAAACAGUCUCAACGAGUGAAACUCAAGAAUCAAAUUCUAAAGCUAAAGUAUCAGAUUCUGAUUCAACAUUACCAAGUUCAUCACAAGUAAAUAAAUUAAUUUUAAUUCCAAUUAUAUUUGUUGCAACAUUAAUUUUAUUAGGAAUUGCAUAUAAGUAUUCGUUAUUUGGAUUUCAGAAACGAUCUCAGAAACAACAUUUAAGAGAAAAGCUAAAAACAUGA
This is a messenger RNA of Plasmodium yoelii, 957 nucleotides long. Its product is annotated as PIR protein. The transcript is spliced from 3 exons. The coding region runs from base 1 to 957 and encodes 318 amino acids. The record is from RefSeq and is a predicted model, not a curated record. NCBI's taxonomy places the organism in Eukaryota, Apicomplexa, Aconoidasida, Haemosporida, Plasmodiidae.